Molecule: messenger RNA, 2227 nt
Organism: Macroventuria anomochaeta
Lineage: Eukaryota; Fungi; Ascomycota; Dothideomycetes; Pleosporales; Didymellaceae
Exons: 5
Coding region: 1-2220 (739 amino acids)
Source: RefSeq, a predicted model, not a curated record
AUGCGCUACGACAAUUGGGACAUCAUCCUCUUUCCCGAAGAUUCGAACAUUCCCAUACCAGAGUACAGAACGGCUUGCUACUUCUCACGGGACGAAGACGGCCAUGAGCUACCGACAUUGCGGACGUACAUCGGAUCGCUGAAGCCAGAGACGCCAUUUCGUAUCUCUGUACAUCACUGGGGGCCGCCGAAGCCUUCGCCAUUCAUACAGGAAGUCCAACGAAGGGCUGGCAUGAACAUCACCUUCACCGUGCAGGUCUUCAUUGACAACACCAGGCUUUACCAUGGCAGCUUUGAGCUGAACAACAGUUCGCCGCAAGAAAUCGCGUAUGAGCAGCGCUCGUUCAGGUCAUCCCGGUCCCACGAGCAGCCUACAAGCCAACCAAAGCAACGCCUUUUGUUCCCACGAAGCGACAAAAAUGCUCUCUUGCAGAGCUCCGCAUGGCAACCGCGUGGGACAGACAACCGGAUCAAGAUCAUACUGUCAGAGCGACUCGUCAACGAAGAAGGCUCACUUGACGUUGGCUGCUGGGACGUCGUCUGCUUUUCAUUCCAGCAUGCCCACAGAGAACUGCUGGAGCAGGCUGGUAUCGCGUAUCCUAUCAUCGACCCCUUGCGCUCCCUUCUAGGCGAGCGAGCCACGUUCGUACAGCGGUCGCUUCCACAAAACACAAUGGCUCGUCAACUACAGCGAGGAUCCCGCAUACACUCUGAGCAUUCACCAGAGUCCGAUUCCGAACCUAUCAGACCUGCGAACCCGGAGCCGCACCAACAACCUCCUGAUCGGAUGCCGUCGAUGGCAAUUUACCCGUCAGCUUUCAUGGGACACAGGGGUGGAGGUCAUCUGGGUAUCUGGCACAACUCAUAUGGUUCUUUUGGUGAUCCUGAUGACGAUAUCAGCAUGGGAUCAUGGCCGUCGCAACGGUAUGCGUCUCACAUGUCUGGCUUGGACGGCUUCUACGACCCUUCGUUUCCUCCAUACGCGGCACCUCCUUGGUCAAACAAUGCUGCGUUGCCAGGACAGCGUGCAGGUCCGCAUAUGAACAACAACCGGUCUCGAAAAGACAAUGGCGCCCAACAGGUUAUGAUGGCUCUGCGCGACGACCAGUUCGGGCAGAUUUUGGAAGCUAUCAGUCCAUCGAAGAAGCAACGCAGUCUCCCGCAUGGCUUGCCUGCGCAACGGCAGGAUGCUCGUCAACCAAGUACUCAGGCUCAUCGUCCGCCCAAGAUGGGUGCCCUGUCUGUUCCAGUCCGACCUUCUUCGGCAGCCAUUGCUCGUACAACAGCGUACCCUGACUUCAAUGCCGCCUUGCGCAACAGUGUGAAAAGACCAUCGUCUGAUCAGGCGAGCUUCAACACCAAUGCGCCAUCCAAGACUAACCCACAAAUUGUGCAUCACUCCAGCAGGAAAGAGAACCGUGAUUCGCGGAUACCGACCCCCAACCCUUUCAUGCUUGGACCACAGCGUUGGGACUCUGACGUCUCCAUGAGAGAUGGUUCUUCGAAUUUCUCGAGUCUCUCCCGGUUCGAAAGAGAUCCGGCAAACUUGAGCAGCAAGAUUGGCUCAGCUCAUGCACCCUCAGCCGGAGGCAAUGUGAAGAGUCGGAAAGAAGGUCUUGCAACCGACACGGGUGACCAUCUGGAUAUCGAAGUUCGCCACGACCAGAGCUUGCUUCCAACCGUGGGCGCUAAUUCGAUAGCAAAAGCAAUGUCUACCGCGGACGAUCCGGACAGAACUCCACGCGACAGGCCAAACGAAACGUCUGCAAGCGUUCUCAACCACGUUGAGGUUAUCGAUGUGGAUGCAAUCGAUCCGAGCUUGGUUGCGGAACCCACUGCUGACAUGGCCAAGCUGUCACCCUUCAAACCUGGUCAUCGGGCUAGUAUGUCAAGUAUCAGCAGUACAGGACGUCUGGAGCGACAGUUGUACAGUGCUCUGGGAGAAGAGCUCGGCAGCUUUGAGCAGCAGAUGAACACGACCGGUAUGGGCCAUGAGCUUGCGCAAGCUUUGUCCGGUACUGGUACACACAGCGAUCUAAGCGGCAGCACCAUGCUCGACCCAACUGUGAGUGAGUUCGAACCGGUGAUCAAGAGGAAGAGACAAGGUACCUUUGGUGGCGAAAGAGACAAGAGUCCAGUGAAGAAGAAGGAGAAAGCCCGACAGGUGAUGGUGGAGGACGAUGAUAUAUCUGAGGAUAUGCCGCGACUGAGGGGAGAAUAACUGGGAG